UGGGGUUGCUAACAGGUGUGUCUGAUUGUCUUUUUGCCUCUGACAUCACAGGCAAGAGAGCUGGCAGGGAUUGGCUAGGAGGCUGGAAGUUUCCAGGAAGGAAGAUCCCAGAAAAAGGAAAAGACAUGGUCUAAAGUAGAGACAGCUUUUCACAGGUGGUAUUUGAACCCAGGUUUCCUGACUCCCAAGUUUAGUACUCUUUCUGAUACACCACAGUCUUAAUUAAUUCCCCAAAGUUUUAUUAUACCCAUACUAUGUGCAAGAUCCCAGGACUAUGACCCCAAAGAUAAAAAGUAUGGAGAAGUGAAUGCAAGGUUAUUCAAGGACUAAGAGAGGAUUUAAUAGCUAAAGGAAUCAUGAAAGUUUCCUAUAAGAGGUGGUGCCUGAGCAAAGGUGAAGCUACAGUGUACUUCUGACCUAGAGGGUCCAGAGAGAGUUUAGACAAAGAAAGGUAUGGAGAUAAAGGAUGGGAAGACUAAGGAUGGCAAUAGAAAGUAGUCCAUCUGGCUGGAACAUGGAAGAUCUGAAGAGAAUAGGGAGAAGUAGGUUUGAAAAAGAGUAGAAUGGAGCCAGAUUGUGAAGGGCUUUCUUUACAUGCUUUCUUAACUUGAUUUUAUUCCAAAGGCAAUAAGGGCCACCUGAAAAUUAUUAAGAAUGGAAUUCAUAUGAUCAGACCAACAUUUUAGGAAGAUUAUAUUGGCAACUAUAGGGAGAAUGUCUGGAGAAGGGAGAGUGUAGAAGCAAAACAAAACAAUUAGGGGAUAAUUAAAAUAGUCCAAGUGAGAGGUGAUGAGAGCUUGACUAUGGAGAGAGUUCUUGAACCAAGGGAGGGAUAUGGUCAUAACAGUGCUAUCAGAAUAUCAAUUUGGUUGCAGUAGGAUUUGAGAGGUGGAGAGAGACUAAUUAAGAGGCUAUCAAAAUAGACCAGGAGUGAAGAGGUGAUGGCAUGAUAAAGUAAACUCUAUAAGAUAUGAAAAAUGAUUGUAGAUGCUACCUAGGUGGUUCAUUGGAUAGAGACAGACAGUCCUGGGGUGAGAUCUGGCCUCAGACACUUCCCAACUGUGUGACCUUGGGCAAGUCACUUAAACCCCAUUACUUGGCCCUUGCCCUCUUCAUCCUUAAAACCAAUAGAAAAUAUUGAUUUUUUUGAUAGAAAGGUAAGUUUUAAAAAGAAAAUCCAAAAAAUCCUCUGGGGGCAGCUAGGUGGCUCAAAGAGAGUCAGACCUGGUUUCAGGAGGUCCUGGGUUCAAAUAUGACCUCAGACACCUCCCAGCUAUGUCACCCUGGGCAAGUCACUUAACCCCCAAAUGCUUAGCCCUUAUUGCUUCACUGCGUUGGAAUCAAUACUUAUAGCAAUUCUAGAACAGAAGGUAAGGGGUUAAAAAAAUAAGAAGACAUUGGAAGUCUAGGAUGGUAGAUGGGGUGCCAGGUUUGGAAAGAGGAAGGUCUUAGGUUUGAAUGCUACCCAUGGUAUUUCUCAGUGGGGCCUCAUAGAGAACUCCCUAAGAAUGACCUCGGAGGUCACAGAUCCUCUCCUCUCUCCCCCCACCCCAAAACAGUCACAUUCUUGUUCACUGUGGGACACACAGGGGCCCUCCGGCCUGUACAUUGUACAGAUGGGGACACUGAGGCCCAAGUGGGAAAAGGGACCUAAGGCCACUUAGGUGGGGAGAAAGGGAAAGGGUGGAGCUCGAACCCGUAGCUCUACUGUCUAUAUCGGCCGUCUUCUCACUGCUCAGCUCAGCCCUUCGUGACCUACUGAACCCGAUCACCUCUGACAUACAGGACCCAGUGCCUGUGACCGACCCGUUCCCACCUUGGUUACGUCAGUACCACGCAUGCACGCUCCCCCCUCUACGUGAACGCGCCGCCCCGGGAAUGAAGUCGUGAGCUCGAGAAAGAGGCGGGACUUCCUGUCCGCGAAGUUUUUAACCGGUUCGCGCGGGAGCCGGAAGUAGCGCUCUGAAGCAGGGUCCGGGACAGCGGAUACUGUCUCCGGUCCCCUAGCCCUCGCCCCCCGGCAACGGAAAGGUGAGGUCCGGGCAAUGGUCCCGGCAGGGGGGUGCCUGCCUGCUGGCUUGCCCAUCCUGUGCAGUCAUGCAAGAAAGCAUCAAAUUUGCCUCGGCGGGGGACGAUGUUAAAAUAUGGGACUCAUCGUCUAUGACUAUGGUGGAACAAUUCAAUCCCCAUUCAUCAUCACUUGGAAUCAGCUCUUUGUGUUGGAGUAGCAAUAAUAAUUUUUUGGUGACUGCCUCUGCCAGUGGUGAUAAAAUAGUUAUUUCAAGUUGCAAGUGUAAACCAGUUCCACUUUUAGAGUUGGCUGAAGGGCAAAAGCAGACAUGUAUAAAUUUAAACUCUACAUCUAUGUAUCUGGUAAGCGGAGGCCUUGAUAACACUGUUAACAUUUGGGAUUUAAAAUCAAAGAGACUUCAUCGAUCUCUUAAGGAUCAUAAAGAUGAAGUAACUUGUGUAACAUUUAAUUGGAAUGAUUGCUACACUGCUUCUGGAUCUCUAAGUGGUGAAAUUAUUUUGCACAGCAUAACUACUAAUUUAUCCAGUACUCCCUUUGGUCAUGGUAAUGGCCAGUCCAUUCGACAAUUGAAGUACUCCCUGUUUAAGAAAUCUCUCCUGGGCAGCGUGUCUGAUAAUGGAGUAGUAACUCUCUGGGAUGUAAAUAGUCAGAGUGCAUACCAUAACUUUGAUUGUAGCCACAAAGCUCCAGCCUCAGGAAUAGCUUUUUCUCCUGUCAAUGACAUGCUACUUGUAACUAUAGGCUUGGAUAAAAGAAUCGUUCUUUAUGAUACUGCAAGUAAGAUCAUGCUAAAAACUUUAGUGACAGAGGCUCCCCUAACUGCAGUAGACUUCAUGCCUGAUGGAGCCACAUUGGCAAUUGGAUCUUCCCGUGGGAAAAUAUAUCAAUAUGACUUAAGGAUGUUGAAUUCUCCAGUAAAGAUCAUUUCUGCUCACAAAACAUCUGUGCAGUGUAUAACAUUUCAGUGUUCUUCUGCCCUUUCUAAGUCAAGUUUAAAUAAAGCCUCUUCAAAUAAAUCUAUCUUGAACAAAAGAGCGGGUAAAGUGAGCAGCACACCUGGGGGAAUCCAGAAUCCUGGAAUUGUCAGAGAAUCAGCUCCUUUAUCAGGUACUGCCAGUUUAUCUCAGCCCAUGACCACAGUUGACGGGAAAGGACUGGUGGCUGUUCAGGACAAAUCAGGCUUGCCUCGCAGCACAAAUUCAGAUGUUAUUCCAUCUAGAGACUCAGAAUGUGGGAAGAAUUCAGAUCUUUCGAGCUUUGAUGACACAGGAGGAAGAAGCAGUUUAGGGGACCUCUUCUCACCAGUGAGAGAUGAUGCUGCUGUCCACAAGGCAAGUGAGGACUCUACUCCCAGAGGAGAUGGCCUAGACUUUCUCCCACAGUUAAAUGCAAUGUUUCCUACAAGAAAACAUCCAUCAAAUACAAGUACACCAGUAUCACAUCUUAGCUCUCUUCAUGUCUCAAUGGAAUUCCCACUUACAGAAGAGAAUGAAAGUCAAGAUAUAGCAUAUGAGAAUAAGAAGAUGCAGCUGGGAAAACAGGAAUUGAAGGAUUCCUUGAAACAGGUAUCUGUGCAGGAGAAUUUCCAUCAGCUUGCCAAGUUCAUUUCCUCUGGUGCUGAAUCUGGAAAUCUGAGUAACUCCCCAUCAUCCAAUACAAGAAGCCCUGAGAAAAUAGAAAGUCCAGAGAAAGAAACUCAGGCCCAUUUGACACAUGAAUUCCCAAUCAAUGGAGCUACCAUGGCAAAUCCAAAGAUAAUGUCCUCUGUCACUUCCGGAGUUGCCAAUUCACUUUCAGAAAAAAUAGCCGACACCAUUGGAAACACUAGAGCACAUGUACCGCUGACAUCUGUUCAAAUCCAUUUUAUCCAGAACAUGAUACAGGACACACUGGAUGACUUUAGGGAAGCAUGUCAUCGUGACAUUGUAAAUUUGCAAGUGGAGAUGAUUAAACAGUUCCAUAUGCAAUUGAAUGAAAUGCAUUCCUUACUUGAAAGAUAUUCGGUCAAUGAGAGCUUAGUAGCUGAAAUUGAAAGGUUACGAGAAGAGAACAAGAAACUUCGGACCAAUUUUUAAGUUAUACUUGGAAACAUCUGUUUUAUGUUUUGGAAUGGCCUUGUCAGCACAGAAAUAUCCUGAUUCAGUAUUGUUUUCAUGAUUUCAGAAGAGUUGUGAGUUUUUUUAAUCAAACUAGAUUAUCAAUCACCAGUACUACAUCUUGACUGACUGCUUUAAAAAAAUUGUAUUUUUCUGAUGAAACUGUAAAAAAUGCCUUUUGCAUCAUAGGAAAAUCAAUAGGAUGUUUAUUGUACUGAACCUUCAGUUGUAUACACUAAGUGCCUCUUUUCAUAUGAAAAAGAAAUUUGCAGAAAAGUAUAUUUUAUGUAGGUUUUUCACAGAUCUAUUUUUGAUUAACAAAUUGCCUUCCAAAUUUUUUGUUAGUUCAAACUUAGAAUUUUGUUGUAUGUUCUGUUUCUUCUGAAAGUCAUUUUAAUAUGACAGUUUGAAUUUUAAGCAAUUAGCUAAUAAAAUACAGGGUUAAUUAGUGGUUAUUUCAUUAUUAUGACAAAACUGAACAUGACCAUUAUUUGUUAUUUAUGAUUUAGAAAACUAAAAUUUUGGGAUUAUACAUUAAAGUGAUAACAUUUAUUGUACUUAGACAAUAACUUCUGCUAUUGGUUUUUAAAGAUCAAGUUGCUUUGGUAAGUGAGCUAUUGGAGAUUUUUAUUAAAAUACUUAAUUUCUCUUUUGGUCUCACAUGAGUUAAUGUGCUGAAUUAUUUUAUGAAGAUUCAGUAAACAUGAUUUGAUUUGAAAUCAGUGCAAACUUCAUGGUGAAUACUCAAAUAUUCUUGCAGCAAAAGCAGGCAAGAAUUUAUUAAAUACUAUACAUAUGCCAGGUAUUGUGCUAGGUGCAAGUGUUAUAAAAACCAAAAGGAAAUAAUAGCCCAUGCUUGCCCUUGAGGAGUUUACAUUUUACCAGAACAAUCCAAUUUACUCUAAGUAAAGAUGAGACAAGGUCUGAACGAAUUUUCAAUAUAUUUUUGUACAAGAUAAAAUUUUAAUAAGUCUGAAGAAGAGCUAGAAUAGUGUUUCUUAUUGAGAAAACACUGAAUCUAUUAAAAAGUUUAACAAAGUGUUUCUCAUUUCUCUAUUUGUUCUUUCUAUAAUUAAACCAAGUGACUCACUAGUAUCAAAUAUAUGUCCUUCAAAUGAGCUUCUCUGUCUCUCUCUGUCUCUCUGUCUGUCUGUCUGUCUGUCUGUCUCUCUCUCUCUCUCUCUCUCUCUCUCUCACACACACACACACACACACACACACACACACAGAGAGCAUUCUUCAUGAAGUAGUUUCUGAAGAGCAAAAUGGUGAUGGAAGCAAUCUAACUACAAAACAAAGAAAGCAUGGUUGGAAGUUAAAAGAAAUACAGUGUUAUUCAAGACUGGCAACUUGUCAGAGAGCCGUUCAUGUUUUAUGUUACUAUGGAAUAAGUUUUAUAAGUACCUCAAAAACAUUUCAUUAAAUGCCCAAAUGAUUCAGGUUUUCAUUAAUAUUAUUAAAAUUAUAAUGACUUCUAUUAGAAAAGUUUGAAUACCUAGAAUGAGACUAUACAUUUAAUGGAGAUCUAAAUUUGCAGUAAAUUUUCCUUUAUUUUGCUCCAAAUAUUAAAGGGUUUGUAUUUUUUAAAUUAUUAUGUUCUGUAUUAUUUUUCAUCAAUUCAUGUUUAUGUUUGUUUUCCUGGCUUUGCAACAGAAAUCUUUGGCAGUUUUCAAUGCCAAAUCAAUGCAGAUACUUUAAUAUAGGUACAUAUGUAUUUCUAGCCCAUUCAAGCUACAGUUUCAUCAGUAUAAAAUGAGAUUUGUUAUUGCAUUGACUUAGCUCAUUGUUCCAAAGAUUAUAAAUUAUAUACCUGAUAUGGAACUCUACUUUUAAUUUUUUUAAAACUGAGAUGAAUGAUAGUCACCUAAAAAAGUAACAUGAAGAUGGCUAAGGAGGGAAUGGUUUAACAAAAUGACGGAUGAAUUUUAAGUGGCAAGUAUUUAAUAAUGUAAAUUGUACUAAUAACUACUUUACAAUAAAAAUAAGGAAUAGAGUA
Messenger RNA from Monodelphis domestica (gray short-tailed opossum), 6124 nucleotides. RefSeq names its product NEDD1 gamma-tubulin ring complex targeting factor (gene NEDD1). Gene Ontology annotation, molecular function: gamma-tubulin binding. Gene Ontology annotation, cellular component: ciliary basal body; cytoplasm; spindle pole. Lineage: Eukaryota; Metazoa; Chordata; Mammalia; Didelphimorphia; Didelphidae. Gene Ontology annotation, biological process: microtubule nucleation; mitotic cell cycle. The record is from RefSeq and is a predicted model, not a curated record.